CAUCGUUCACAGUCAUAUGACUUCUGUUUCCUGGCACAGUCAACCCGCCUGACUGAGCGUCUUUCUCUCUUUUCACUGUUUUUAUUUGUCUCUUCGGCGACUGAAGAUCCUAAAACCCGCUGCAACCAUGUCCCGAUAUGCUGCAUUUGUUCUCUUGCUCUCUUUCGGGUUGGUGUUCCGGCUGUCUCACGGCAUUGAGGUGAACGUCACAGAUGGUGGAAAGUUGUGUCUUUAUGCCAACCUGACCCUCAGCUUCUCAGUCUCCUAUGAAAUAGCUGAAAAAGAGAGCAAAACCGUUGUUUUUGAGAUUCCUGAGUCCGCCUCCUCAAAGGAUAGUAAAUGUGACGACACGAGCCCGAUUCUGAUGCUCAGUUUUGGAGAGGGACACUCCUGGAGCAUGAACUUCACCACGAAAGACAAAAGUUACCAGGCAGAUGUUAUAACCUUUACUUACAAUCUCAACGACUCAUCCGUCUUCCCGGAUUCUUUAGCCAACGGAACUGUUACCGUGACGGCAAAGCCUGACAUUACAAACGUUGACAUGGAUACGUGCUACUCCUGCAAGAGCAAAGACGAGAUCCAGGCUUCGGCAGAGGUUAACAUGACGCUGUCAGACGUGCUCAUACAGGCCUUCGUCGUUGAUGGAAGCAGGAGCCAGAACCUAACAACUUGUGCCGCGGACACUCCCACUCCCGCUCCCACUCCCACUCCCACUCCUACCCAUAAUGUCACCAAUGCGACCACUGUGGCACCGACCACAAACGCAUCGACCACUGCCGUUCCCCCAACCACCCCAGCCCCCACCCUCCCCACCCCCGCCACCGGGAACUACUCCAUCAAGUCUGGCGUCAACGGCACGGCCUGCCUGUUGGCCAACUUCGGCCUGAGGAUCGGCUUCAAACAGAACGAGAAAUACCAGGAGGUGAACUUUGAGCCUCCGUCUGAAGCUUCUGGAUCAUGUGGAGUCAACAGGAGUGAGCUGGUGUUGGUGUCUAAUGACAUCACUGUGAAGCUCACAUUCGCCAAUGAUACAAAGAAAUUUCGCCUGCAGGCAGUAAACGUCAACAUCAGCACAAGCUCCGGUGUCUUUGUUCAGAGCAACAACAACCUGAGUCUGUGGGAGGCGACCGUCGGCAGCUCCUACAUGUGCAACAAGGAGCAGAACUUCACCAUCACCCCUCUGCUGUCCUUCUACACCUUCAGCCUGCACGUGCAGCCGUUUGACGUGAAGAACGGUCUUUACAGCACAGCCCAUGAGUGUUCACUGGAUGACUCCAGCAUCUUAAUCCCAAUCAUUGUUGGCGCUGCUCUGGCUGGCUUGAUUCUCAUUGUAGUGAUCGCUUACGUGAUUGGUCGAAGGAGGACCCAUGUUGGAUAUCAGACCCUUUAAAUCCUGUGUGCGUUUGUUCCCGAGAUGUCGCGGGGUUCCCAAGCCUGGUCCUUGGGUUUGAUUUGGCAAAUGUAUUUAAAAUCUAAAAAUGACGACUUUUUAAGGAUGGAAAAAUUUACCGUUUUAGUCUCAGUUGUUAAUAAAAUCGAGGAUAAAAAAAACAACGAAACACAGUAUGUGCUGUAUCUCUGAUGAUUUUAACAACACAAUAAAAUCAGCCCAAGGAAACAUUCAAUCUUUCCCUCAAGGACCAAACUUGUUUAUCCCCAGAGUUUGUUGUUAUCCUGUUGUCUUUUCCAGUUUGCUUUUUUUUUUUUUUUGUCAAUGCUCAAGUUCAGGCAAACACCAAUCCGUGUGCUGUGUGUACGAUGUGCAGGUGCAGAAUUACCUGAACAUUUAUGGCCCCCCCGCUCAAUCGGUUUCCACACACACAUUCAGCUUUGUGAUCCUGCACUUGCUCAGCACCCUCAUCCCCUGUUUUGUUUUUAUUGUUUUACUUUUCAUCCCAAUAAUUAUCAAACUAAGAUACUCGAGCUGCUUUCUGUUUUUUCCUCCCAGACUUUUCACUAACAUGGAUCAGUGAGGUGGGGGUUUUGGCCCGUGUUGUUCCCUGUUGAUCAGGAGAAAUCUUGGUUUAGUUCAGUUUAGUUGCGUUACUUUACAGACGUUCUUCUCUCGGUACAACCAUCAGCGUCGGGCAGUUCAGGUCCAGAUAGAAAGGAUAAUUUAAACGGCUUAUUCAGAUAAAAAAUGCAAAAUAGUUUAUAAAACUACAUGUGGUGAAGCCAUUGUUAAUUUAAUUAAUUUUUCUCCGGGGAAUCUUGUUUUUUUUUCUCUUUGCAAACACUCCAGUCAGAGCAAACUAGAAAGUAAGAAAAGAGCCACUUGUUCCUUUUUUCUUUUAAUUUUUCUUCAAACACGUGGAGGCAUUAGCGAUAGAAAAAGGGAAAUUAUGUUCGUCACUUUCAGCGCAGAUGAUUCUGAAAUCAGGAUAUUUGCAUAGAAAUGCACUAAGAGUCUUUAUGUGUCGCCCGUUGUCACAUUUAUCUCAGCUGUGUGGAGGUCAGGGGCUUCCGCUGGAACGAGAGGACGCUCAGAGUCCUGGAAACCUUUCACCUCGUCUUUUCAAUAUUUGUGACUUAAAAAAAAAAAAGAAGUUAAAGAUUCAGAGAAAAUAAGAGGAAAAGUUUAACAACUUUUGGGUCGUCUUGUCACGAAUGGAGCUGAACGGCCUCAGCCAGACGCUGCUCACCUUGAAAACUGGAAAUGACUGAAGUGAGCUUGAUUUAGUUUAUAAAAAAAAGAAAAGGAUCUCAGUACAGUUUUAAUUAGAGACUGAACUUCUAAUUCCUUCUUUCUUAACCAAUUCUCUAAAAUAACGCACUAUAGGGAAAUGCAUAAAAAUAAAAACGUACUGCAGGCUCCUCAGGCUUUUCCUGACAUUAACAAACUUGCUGUUAGUUUAAUACGUUCAAAGACUGAAAAUGGAGGAAAUUCUUAAUUAUUUUUGCAUUUACCAAAUUAUUUAAGGAAAAAUUAUUUAAGCGUUUGACCUACUGAAAAUUGGCCAGUUUGAAUCUCCAUUUUGUUUCAUCUAUGUUACCAACUCGCUACAAACAAGUAAAGCCUCCCAACUUUUGCUGUUAUUCUGCUGAAAGUCCAGAUAUCCUGCAGGUUUUAUUAGAUUUCCAGUAGCACACAGCCGCCGUCAGCAGAUUUUAAUCUACUGCCGCGUGCGUGCUCACACAUAAUCUCUUAAAAUUUCCUGGUUUGGAAACGCCGGUCCAGGCCGGAGCGACGUGGGAUCGACCAGGUUUUCAGGAUUGAGGGCGGGUGAGGGUUUGAGCGGCUUCAGGGACGGCGCGUUUUUAAAAGCCGCCGUGACACGGUUGUGCGUUUUAGUUUUUAAGCAGAGUGCGGUUUACUUAUUGCACAGUUUGGGCUGAAGAAAUUAGCUUUUCCAGGUUUAUUGUACAUGUGUAUGAAUAAUUGCUUUUAAUCAAAUCUGAGCUUUGAUUUGUUUUUGUGUGUUUUUGUUUUUUUUGUCUCUUUGUAAAAAUCUGUUGCCUUAAUUCUAAAGAUGGUCCGGUAGCACCAGCAGAGCUUUUAACUGGGCUUGUUUUGUCGUUCUGCCGUCACAUUGCUCUGUAAUGUGCAUGUUGCAUUCAAUCAGUCACUGAUUCUUGUGUAUUUGUGUCAACAUUUACAUUUAAUUGCACACGGGGGUUUUAAAAACGAAAAAGGGAAUCGGUGCUGCAGGACCAUCUCUAUGACGUGUUCUGACUCCAUCUUGCCCUCGCCUCGGCGCUUUCUUUCUGCUGCAUCACGUUUGAUUUGAGUUUGUGUCAAUGAAGCGUUUUCAGCCUCUGCAAUGGAAAUAAAAAAAUUGUUUUGGAAAAAUGUAA
Fundulus heteroclitus (mummichog) is the source of this 3795-nucleotide messenger RNA. It is a transcript of the gene lamp2, whose product is annotated as lysosomal-associated membrane protein 2. The transcript has 9 exons. The coding region runs from base 128 to 1390 and encodes 420 amino acids. NCBI's taxonomy places the organism in Eukaryota, Metazoa, Chordata, Actinopteri, Cyprinodontiformes, Fundulidae. The record is from RefSeq and is a predicted model, not a curated record. Gene Ontology annotation, cellular component: membrane.